This is a messenger RNA of Torulaspora delbrueckii, 3108 nucleotides long. RefSeq names its product Sdd3p (gene SDD3). The transcript has a single exon. Bases 1 to 3108 code for a protein of 1035 amino acids. Lineage: Eukaryota; Fungi; Ascomycota; Saccharomycetes; Saccharomycetales; Saccharomycetaceae. Gene Ontology annotation, molecular function: metal ion binding. The record is from RefSeq and is a predicted model, not a curated record.
AUGGUUUUCAACAAGUUGAUUUCAUUUCAAUUGGAUUAUGCGCCGCAAUAUCACCUAACCAAGUAUAUAUCGAGCCGAACAAGACUCCAAUUAGUCCAUGUCAACCACAAAUCAUCACCUCUAGUGCAGGGAUACUUUGCAGUAGCUACAGAAUGUCCUACGGACUCGGGUGCACCUCACACUUUGGAGCAUUUGAUCUUCAUGGGCUCACAACAGCAUCCUUAUAAAGGUUUGUUAGAUACCGCCGGUAAUCUGUGUAUGUCAUCCACUAAUGCCUGGACUGCAACUGAUCAGACUGUGUAUACGUUGACAAGUGCAGGCUGGCAAGGUUUUAAACAGUUGCUGCCUGCGUAUUUGGACCACAUUUUAAAUCCAACACUCACUGACGCAGCAUGCUUGACUGAAGUUUACCAUGUGGAUCCCGAUGAUCUGAGUGACAAAGGGGUGGUUUUCAGUGAAAUGGAUGCCAUUGAAUCCCAGAGUUGGUUCGUCACAAUGCUAGAGAAGCAAAGACUUAUGUUCCCCGAAGGAAGUGGUUACAGAUCUGAGACGGGAGGACUAACACCUAACUUAAGACAGAUAUCUAAUGAUGAAAUCAGGAAAUUUCAUAAGGACGCCUACUCACCUGAUAACCUCUGUCUCAUUGUCAGCGGUAACGUUCCGGAGGAUGAACUCUUGAAGAUUGUCCAAGAGUGGGAUGAUACUUUACCCACUUUUGAGUUUCAGGAUCGCAAGAGACCAUUCCUUGAUAACCAGGCAUCUCAAAUUCCCGAAAAAUUGCCCAAGACAUCUGAAUCGGUUGUCGAGUUCCCAGAGCUAGACGAAAGCCAAGGUGAGUUACUAUUUUCAUGGAUCGGUGAAUCAUAUCACUCUUAUGUGAAUGACCUGGCAAUCACAAUGAUCUUGGAAUACUUUACUGAAACAGCUUUGGCACCGUUCACCAAGCAGCUCAUUGAGAUUGAUGAUCCUUACGCAAACUCGGCUGAUUAUUGGACCGAUGAUUUUAUGAGAACUAUCAUCAACAUCGGUAUACAUAGUGUUCCGACUGAAAAGAUGGAACAGACCAAAAGCAAAGUUCUUGAAGUGCUGAGUACCCAUGAAAUUGAUGUGGCUAGGAUGCGCAAAGUUGUCGAUAACUAUAAAUGGGAUUUUGUGCUAAAGUGCGAAAAGAACGGUGAUACCGUCUUGUCACAAGCCGUCAUCACUGACUUUAUUUAUGGAGAUGAGUACGGUCAUUCUUUGAAGAGAUCGUUGGAAGAUCUAAAAGACUUCGAAGAUCUGGAACAAUGGUCUCAAGAAAAGUGGCAAGAGCUGUUACGUCGUGUAUUUGUUGAACAAAGUCCCAUUAUCGUCCAGGGGAAACCAAGUUCGAAGAUGUACGAAGAAUUACAAUACAAUAGGGAAAAGAUUCUUGAAGAACGUCAGAAAAAGUAUGGUGAGCUCGAUAGAGCCAAACUGCGCGAAACUUUAGGAAACGCUAAAAUUCAGAAUGAUAAACCUAUACCAGAGUCUUUGCUAAAGAAAUUCACCAUUCAAGAUCCAAGCAAGAGUGUUGAUUUCCUCUCCACGAAAAGUGUUACUACUAUCAAGGAUUUUGAGUACAACGACCCACACGACGAUAUUACUCGUCAUAUAAUAAGCACAAAGCCACCAAAUUUUCCGCUUUUCAUUCAUGUUGAACAUUAUCCUUCACAGUUCGUCGAAGUGCAUGCUCUGCUCAAUACAAAUAACAUCAAAGAUACUUCCUUGCUGCCUUUCUAUCAUGUUCUGGAAGAGCUCUUCUCUAUGCCUAUGGAAGCAGAGAAGGGCAAAAUUAUACCGUUCGAAGAAGUGGUAUCACGUCUGCAAGCGGAAACUGUUGGCUCUGAGGUCACUCUUGGUUUAGCAAGUGUGGCUACCGAUCUAAUUGAUAUUAAAAUUGGAUGCAAAGCUGGAAACUACACUAAAGCUGUAGAGUGGAUAAAACACUGUCUCUUCGAUAUGAUUUUUGAUGAGAAGCGUGUAGCAGUUCUUUUGGAUAACUACUUGGCAUCUAUUGUGGAAUUAAAAAGAGAGGGUGAAGUCAUGUUGGAGUCGUUAACAAGCAGGAACUUGUAUUCCACAAGGUCCUUGAAAAAGUCCGCUGACCCUAUCUAUGUCGAAAGUAUUCUUGAGCAGAUUUUGGACGAUAUCAGAAAUGGUCAAUACGAAACAAAAAUUUUGCCAAGACUCGAAACUGUGAGAAGCCAGUUAAGAUCUAACUUCGCCAAAAUAAGCUUAUUAGUUUUGGGUGACGUGCACAAAAUAACUCCCGAUAUUUUCACUCCAUGGAAUUCAUUGAUUAAAAGAUUGGACAACAUUCCCGCUAACUAUCAAGUAAAAGUCCCACCAGUGCCAAAACUAUUGGAUGCCACUUCUGCUUUAUGCAAAGAGCCCAAGGAAAAAGCGUUUAUCAUCACAACUCCAGCUUCUGAGUCUUCUUACAUGAACGUCAUUACUUCAAUACCGUUCAACAUGGACUAUCGCCAUCCUGACUAUGCAAUGGUUUCUUUGGCUUCUGAAUACUUACAGUGUGUCGAAGGACCAUUCUGGAAGGGUAUUCGUGGUGCGGGCCUUGCUUAUGGUGCAAAUAUGAUAAGAAUGCCAGAAGCUAAUUGCUGGGGUUUUAGCAUAUAUCGAGGCUCUGAUAUCUUGAAAUGUUAUCAAGUGGCAAAGGAGAUUGUUGGUCAACACGCGUCUGGUAUCAUAGAGAUCGACAAACUUCUACUGGAGGGAGCCGUCAGUAUGAUUAUCAACAGGAUUGCUAUGAUGGAGAAUAGCUAUGCGUCUGCCGGUGUUGCGAACUUCACCGAUAAUUUCAUAUUGAAGAGAGGACCAAACUUUAAUGAACAUCACAUUCGAAGGUUGUCUCAAGUUACUGAGAAAGAGCUCCAAGAUACAAUGAGGAAGUAUUUUGUCAACCUUUUCAAUAUGAACAGUAGUGCCGUUUUCAUUAGUUGCCACCCAUCCAAACUGAACUCUAUACAGGAAUUCCUGGAAAUGGAGGGCUUUACAGUUGAAGUUGAGGAACUUGAAGAAGAGGUCGAUUCAGAGGAAGGUUCAGAAGGGGAUUCUGACGAGGAGGACUAG